AACACGUGAACAUUAUAAUAAAAACAAUAACAUUAUAUUAUAAGCGCCUGUAGUUGCGGCCAAACGCCUAUUAACAUAUAACAAUAUUUUGUUCAAAUUUACCGUAAGAGUUUUUUUUUUAUCUCUAUUGAAUCGAUUGGGGAUUAUCAGUAAAGUACAAAUAAAUGCUUAAUGCAUACGUGUUACACUUAACUAGCGACAAGAACAUUUAGUUAUGAAUAACGAAGAAAAAUUAAAAUUUAUUAAACAACACAUCGGCGCAUAUCCCGACUUUCCUAAGAAAGGCAUUUUAUUUCGAGACAUUUUUGGUGCUUUAACGAAUGAACAGUGUUGUCAAUACCUUAAAGCUUUACUUUUACACAAUAUACGCGAGAAGUAUCCAAAUGUUGAGUUGAUAGUUGGAUUAGAAUCACGUGGCUUCCUCUUUAAUUUAAUGCUGGCCUCAGAGCUGGGUAUAGGUUGUGCUGCUAUACGGAAAAAAGGCAAAUUACCGGGUGAAUGUCUUUCAAUGGAAUAUUCCCUCGAAUAUGGCGUGGAUAUUUUUGAAAUGCAAAAAUCUGCCGUUAAGCCAGGCCAAAAGGUGUUAAUUAUCGAUGACUUAUUAGCUACGGGUGGAUCUUUAGAAGCCGCUUACAAAUUAGUCCGCAAAGCUGGUGGAGAUGUAGUGGGUUGUCUAGUCAUCAUGGAAAUGAAAUUUUUAGAGGGUAGAAAAAAAUUACCGCAAACCAAAGUACAUUCCCUAAUUGAAUAUUAAUCAAUCAAUUAUAAAAAGUAAACGCACAUUUUACUAUAAAUUUAAGAGAAAGCGAUAUAAUUGCA
Molecule: messenger RNA, 819 nt
Organism: Glossina fuscipes
Lineage: Eukaryota; Metazoa; Arthropoda; Insecta; Diptera; Glossinidae
Gene: Aprt
Product: adenine phosphoribosyltransferase
Exons: 4
Coding region: 215-754 (179 amino acids)
Biological process (GO): adenine salvage; AMP salvage
Cellular component (GO): cytoplasm
Molecular function (GO): AMP binding; adenine phosphoribosyltransferase activity; adenine binding
Source: RefSeq, a predicted model, not a curated record